Bufo bufo (common toad) is the source of this 918-nucleotide messenger RNA. Its product is annotated as odorant receptor 131-2-like. Gene Ontology annotation, biological process: G protein-coupled receptor signaling pathway. The transcript has a single exon. Gene Ontology annotation, molecular function: G protein-coupled receptor activity. Gene Ontology annotation, cellular component: membrane. The record is from RefSeq and is a predicted model, not a curated record. Lineage: Eukaryota; Metazoa; Chordata; Amphibia; Anura; Bufonidae. Bases 1 to 918 code for a protein of 305 amino acids.
AUGAAUAUAACUAGCAUUGAUUCAUAUGUCACCCAGCUGACCUUCUGGGAAACGAAGGGCUACGAGAUUCUCAAAUCCAUAUUUCUUGUCACAGCAAGCUUAUUAAUCUCCAGCUGUAUCUACCUCAUCAUUGUUCUACUGAUUGUCUUCUUCACUACUCCACAUGUCCAGGAGAAUGCUCGAUAUAUACUCUUCGCCCACAUGCUCAUCAAUGAUACAUUGUAUCUCAUCCUGGCAUUUGUCCUCUCAGUGGCCUUUACGUAUCUUGUAUACAUUCCAAUGCCCAUCUGCUAUAUAAUGGUCAGUCUUGCUCUUGCGACCUUCAAGGUGACUCCCUACAACCUAGCCGUCAUGGCAUUGGAGCGUUACAUAGCCAUUUGUUUCCCUUUGAGGCACGUCGUGUUUUGUACCACUCAACGAUCUUAUUUAGUCAUUGCAGUCUUGUGGUUUAUUGGAACACUACCUAAUGUUGCCGAUUUUAUUGUCUUGAUUGUCACAGCUGAGAAGAGUUUUUUCUCCCAAUAUCUACUAUGUACCCAUGAUUCAAUCAUAUUGAAACCUUUGCAGUCCAGUAUAAGGUCCUUCACCUUGAUCACUAGUAUAAUUCUGGUGAGUCUUAUCAUAAUGUUUACCUACAUCAGAGUUAUUCUCAUAGCGCGAAAAACUAAUUUCAAGAGUUCUUCUGCUUCGAAGGCCGGUAGGACCCUAAUGCUCCAUGCCUUUCAAUUGCUAUUAAGUCUCCUGUCAUUGACAUCCACGUUCACAGAGUCAUACAAAGGAGAAUAUGUCAUAGUUUUGGUUUCCUUUAAUUUCCUGUUUUUUAUGUGUUUGCCACGGCUCCUCAGCCCUCUUAUAUAUGGCAUUAGAGAUGAAGUGUUCAGAAAAUGCAUUAAGAAGAUGUAUUUCUUAAAACAAUAA